ACCUUGAAUCAUGAAAUCUGUAAUAACCCUAUGGAAAAUUGUAUUAUUGUAAUAGCCUCUUCUAGCAAGCUCAGCGAAAUUUCUACAAGUUUGUGGGGCGUGCUUCCAGUAAAGUUCUAUCACGAAUUCUCCCAUACUAAAAGAAAUGAGGCUCAUUAUUGGGAAAAAUUGAAAAUUCUACUUACGUGGUAUCAAAUUGUACGAAUGGGGGCUGCCACAUUUUGUCCGGUAUUCCGGACUGGUUCAUGUUUUGGGUGGCCAACAUUUUAGGGUUUAAUUUAAUAUUUAAAUAUUACAAAAAAGGCAAACUCUACUAACUAAACAUUAACACUACCCCCAAAAAAAAAUUAGGUUAAGGCAAACUUCCCGUAGCGAUUUCAAAACGAACUAUCUAUGUCUCUGUCUCAAUCCAAACAAACGACAAGGAUAAAAAGAGUUCUUAUCCUUGCUCUAGAAAAGUAAGGUUAUGUUUUUUGUUUAGUUUUUUUUUUAAAUUUUGAAUAUAAUUUCUUUAUCCAUGGAUUUGUAUUUAGUGAUUUCAGCCUUAUUUCUUUUAAAAUGUCGAACGCAUUAGCACUUUUAAACAAUUAUGGAGGAGAUUCAUCAGAUGAAGAAGUACCAGGACCGAAAGUUUCCACAAAAAGAACAUUUAAAGAAGAUGAAGACUGUAACUACUCUAAAAAAAGACUACCAGUGCCCCAACAAUUUUUGCAAAGUAAGUCCCUGGAGCACCAAGACGACCCAUCUUUACAUGCCGGUAGAGUCAGGUCUUUUGCUCACGAGCGAGGAAACUGGGCUACAUUUGUUCAUAUUCCUUAUGAAGCUCAAUGUGGAGUUGUAGAACUCUUCUCUCACAUAGAAGAAACAGUGCCAAAGCAUUUGGAAUUGAAAAUAGCUGAUGAUUUUCACAUAAGUCUUACCAAAACAGUUAUUCUUAAAUAUCAUUGGAUCUCAGCUUUUGUAAAGAGUUUACAAGAGAACUUGAAACACUUUAGAAAAUUCUUUAUUCUAUUUGAUUCCGUUAAAGUAUACUGCAAUGAAGAAAGAACCAGAACCUUUCUGGGUAUACAAAUAAGAAGCGGCCGUGAUACUUUGGUCAAAAUGGUAGAAACUCUAGAUAUUUGUUUAAAGGAAUAUGAUCUACCAACAUUUUACAAGGACCCAUCUUUUCACAUGAGCAUAGCCUGGUGUGUAGGUGACGUUGAAAAAGAAUUGCAAAACUACUUGCCACAAAUCAAUGACAAAUUAGAACAACUUAUGGAAAUACAUAGUCAGGAUAAUUGGUAUAUUUAUGUGGACUAUUUGUUAUGCAAAACUGGGAAUAAAUAUUUUCAGUUUGUAUUAAGUUAAUAGUUUAUUAUAAGGCUAAAGUGUCGUUAUUUUGGGAUCACAAUAAUUAAUAUUCCUAAUAAUAAUAAUAAAAAUAUAACAUUUUUACCCCCUUAUUUCUCAUUACAUUUAGCUGUAAGAUCUAAAGAGACAAGAAAAAAAAAUUUAUUAGUUUGUUAAUUAGAUAAUCAAAUUAUCUUACUUUUUACAAUGUUUUCCAAUGCUGUUAAAACAGGGGAAUCAGAAAUCUCUUCAAAGCAAUCAUUAGCGUUAUCACAUGACUUGGCAACUUUAGGAUCAAGAGGUAAACUUCCCAAAAAUGGAACAUUUAAAUCCUGGCACAUUUUUUCAGCCCCCCCAGUAUUGGCUUUAAAUAUUUGCGAGCUUUUCUAAAUUAUUAAAAAAUAAUGAUCCAAAUAAACAAAAAUCAAUUUCUUACUUGACAACAAGGACAAAUAAACUCAGACAUAUUUUCCACAACUCCCAAAAUAUUAAUUUUUGUUUUCCUGCAAAAAUCAAUCUCCUUCCUUACAUCCAACAAAGCGACUUCUUGAGGAGUUGUAACUAUAACUGCCCCAGUCAAAUUGGCUUGGGACAAAUAAGUUACUGCUGAAAGAUGUUCAUCAGAAGUUCCAGGUGGAGUGUCAAUUAAUAAAUAGUCCAAUUUUCCCCAAUCAACUUCGCUUAAAAAUUGCUUAAUCAUUCCAUUUUUUUUGGGACCUCUCCAAAUAAUCGCAUCAUCAGGAGACCCCAAAAGAAAUCCUAUCGACAUGACUGACAGAUUAUCAUCAACAUACUGAAACAAUUAAUUAACAAUUUUCAAAAUGAAUGUCUUUUGAAGAACUUGCCACAGGAGACCAUCCAGAUCCAGAUUGGUGCACUUGUUCAUCAACCACCCCCAUGACUCUUGGCUGAGAAGGACCGCAAAUGUCAAUAUCCAAAACAGCAACCU
Molecule: messenger RNA, 2281 nt
Organism: Ceutorhynchus assimilis (cabbage seed weevil)
Lineage: Eukaryota; Metazoa; Arthropoda; Insecta; Coleoptera; Curculionidae
Source: the annotation of a GenBank genome assembly